Lynx canadensis (Canada lynx) is the source of this 1852-nucleotide messenger RNA. It is a transcript of the gene GRK7, whose product is annotated as G protein-coupled receptor kinase 7. Gene Ontology annotation, biological process: protein phosphorylation; signal transduction; regulation of signal transduction. Gene Ontology annotation, molecular function: ATP binding; rhodopsin kinase activity. Lineage: Eukaryota; Metazoa; Chordata; Mammalia; Carnivora; Felidae. Bases 1 to 1662 code for a protein of 553 amino acids. Gene Ontology annotation, cellular component: cytoplasm. The record is from RefSeq and is a predicted model, not a curated record. The transcript is spliced from 4 exons.
AUGGUUGACAUGGGGGGCCUGGACAACCUGAUUGCCAACACAGCCUACCUGCAGGCCCGGAAGACCUUGGAUGGAGACAGCAAGGAGCUGCAGAGGCGACGCCGGAGUCUGGUGCUGCCCGGGCCACAGUCCUGCACCCAGCUCCGCCAGUCCCUGCCCCAGGACUUCAACAACCUGUGCGAGCAGCAGCCCAUUGGCCGCCGCCUCUUCCGGGACUUCCUAGCCACAGUGCCCCCAUACCAAGAGGCCGUGGCCUUCCUUGAGGAGGUGCAGAGUUGGGAGCUGGCUGAGGAGGGUCCUGUCAAGGGCAGCAUGCUGCAGGGGCUAGUGGCCACUUGUGUGGCUGCUUCUGCUCCAGGGCACCCACAUCCCUUCCUCAGCCCAGCUCUGGCCACCGAGUGCCAAGCAGCCACCACCGAGGAAGAUCAGAUAGCCCUGGUGGCACAGGCCAAGGCUGAGGUCAUGGCCUUCUUGCAGGACCAGCCCUUCCGGGAUUUCCUGGCCAGCCCCUUCUAUGACAAGUUUCUGCAGUGGAAGGUCUUUGAGAUGCAACCGGUGUCGGACAAGUACUUUGAUGAGUUCCGAGUUCUGGGGAAAGGUGGUUUUGGGGAGGUAUGUGCUGUCCAGGUGAGAAACACUGGUAAGAUGUAUGCCUGUAAGAAACUGGACAAGAAGCGGCUGAAGAAGAAAAAUGGUGAGAAAAUGGCUCUUUCAGAAAAGGAAAUCUUGGAAAAGGUCAGCAGUCCUUUCAUCGUCUCUCUGGCCUAUGCCUUUGAAACCAAGUCCCAUCUCUGCCUGGUCAUGAGCCUGAUGAAUGGGGGAGACCUCAAGUUCCACAUCUACAGUGUGGGUACACGGGGCCUGGACAUGAGCAGGGUGGUCUUCUACUCGGCCCAGAUGACCUGUGGAGUGCUGCACCUCCACUCACUCGGUAUUGUCUACCGGGACAUGAAGCCCGAGAAUGUGCUUCUGGAUGACCUCGGCAACUGCAGGCUGUCUGACCUAGGGCUGGCCGUGCAGAUCCAGGAUGACAAGCCUGUCACACAGAGGGCUGGAACCAAUGGUUAUAUGGCUCCUGAAAUCCUAAUGGAAAAAGUGAGUUAUUCCUAUCCUGUGGACUGGUUUGCAAUGGGAUGCAGUAUUUAUGAAAUGGUUGCUGGACGAACACCAUUCAAAGAUUACAAGGAAAAAGUCAGUAAAGAGGAUUUAAAGCAAAGAACCCUGAAAGAAGAGGUCAGAUUCCAACAUGAUAACUUCACGGAGGAAGCAAAAGAUAUUUGCAGACUCUUCUUGGCUAAGAAACCAGAACAACGUUUGGGAAGCAGAGAGAAGUCUGAUGAUCCCAGGCAACACCCUUUCUUCAAAACCGUCAAUUUUGCUCGCCUGGAAGCUGGCCUAGUUGAGCCCCCAUUUGUGCCAGACCCUUCUGUGGUUUAUGCCAAAGACAUCGCUGAAAUUGAAGAUUUCUCUGAGGUUCGGGGAAUUGAAUUUGAUGAUAAAGAUAAGACGUUCUUCCAAAGAUUUGCAACAGGUGCUGUCCCCAUAGCAUGGCAGGAAGAAAUUAUAGAAACGGGACUGUUUGAAGAAUUGAAUGACCCCAACAGGCUUGCAGGUUGUGGGGAUGGUAAUUCAUCCAAGUCUGGUGUGUGUUUGUUAUUAUAAGUUGUUCUCUCUACCAGAUGGGCAGCAGGAAUUUCAGCUGACAUAAUCCUUGAAUGUUCCUAACACAUGAAAAUCUGUUGAAUGAGGACUGAUCAAUCAGGAGGGGCAUUUCAACCAUAGAACAGUUCAAAGGACAGGUGAGCUCACCACUAGGACACAUUUUUCUUUUGCCUUCCUUCCUCCCUCCCUC